AGAUAACGCUUCAACCGCAAGUCCCAAAAUAGCAUGGGCAGGGCGGCCAUGGAAAAAUGAAGCUACCAUGAACUGCUGCGAUGGCGACAGAUCCACCUAUAACGCAACAAAUAACGAAGGAUCAUCGAGAGAUCAAGAGACCACCCGUAAAUGUUCGUCUUGAGGAUGUAGAGGACUGUUUGAUUUAUGACCGACAUGGAGUCUCAACUUUCUUCAAAGAGUUAUACCAAGACAGGAAAUCAGUCGUUAUUUUUGUUCGGAAUUUCUUGUGCCACACCUGCAAAGAAUAUGUGGAUGAUUUGAGCAGAAUACCCGCGGAAGUUCUAAAGGAAGCUGGUCUCAGACUGGUUGUUAUUGGACAAUCAUCUCAUCAUCAUAUUGAGUCAUUCUGCUCACUGACUGGCUACCCUCAUGACAUAUACGUCGACCCAGAGAGAUGCAUAUACAAAAGACUGGGGAUGAGGAGAGGAGAGAUGUCUGUGGAAUCAGCCAAACCUAGCCCUCAUGUGAAGUCAGGUAUGCUGGUGGGCCAUAUGAAGAGCAUGUGGAGGGCCAUGACCAGCCCUAUAUUUGACUUCCAGGGAGAUCCUCGACAGCAGGGUGGAGCCAUAAUCGUUGGCCCAGGCUCUGAGGUCCAUUUUGCCCAUUUUGAUAUGAACCGGCUGGACCACAUGCCCAUCAACUGGUUGCUACAGCUGUCCGGAGUACAACACACACUGGACCUCAGUGAUAAGCCAAAGAUCAUUGUUGUGUAGCCCACUUGUGUAUCCUGGUUUGUUUUUGUGCCAUGAUGAAAACAUUAAUCUCAUGUCAAUAGUAAAAAAAUGUUUUGAAUACAAAAAACAGUCAGCCACCCAGGCUUGACACUGUGUUGGAGAUGCAUGCUUAAUUGUCUGAUUAUAAUCAUGUACAUAAAAAAAUACUUUCUUUUUCA
Molecule: messenger RNA, 934 nt
Organism: Oncorhynchus nerka (sockeye salmon)
Lineage: Eukaryota; Metazoa; Chordata; Actinopteri; Salmoniformes; Salmonidae
Gene: prxl2c
Product: peroxiredoxin like 2C
Exons: 6
Coding region: 81-755 (224 amino acids)
Source: RefSeq, a predicted model, not a curated record